UGGUAUAUGUUUAUUGUGUUGCAGAUUGCAGAGCUCAGAGAGAUCGAGAUAACAUCCGUCGGAUGGAGGUGGUGUCGGGGGGAAACAUCACACUCACCUGCUCUGCUCAGCCAGGUCACCUGCGUGCUUAUCGAUGGGUGUACAUACGCACUGGAACAAAACGACCACAGGUGCUCAGCUCUGGACGUCGACUAGUGGUUGGAGAGCCAAGAAUUGCUCUAGAUUCAAAGUUUAGCAGGAUGCUGCAUAAUCUCCACUUUACAUCUCCGUGCUACCAUGAGAUAAAGAUUACAUCAGCAUCUACAGUUGUUUACAUCUGCAUUGAAAUUGCAAUAUGUAUACUGUAUAUGGUUCAUUUGAUAGCACUCAGGACUCCUACUACAGUACUGGUUCAAUCCUGUGUCAGGUAAAGUUGGUUAGUGGGGCAUAAUUGUACUGUACCAAGGUGUUGUGCCGAGUUGACCACCAGCUGUCUUGAUGUCUUGGGCUAAGACAUAAGUAGACUUUCUAACCUUAAGUUUAUCACCCCACAAAUGUUACAACAUAUUAUUACAAUGAUUUUCGAAUAUUGUAAGGUAUUAAUUGUAUUUAUGCUU
Molecule: messenger RNA, 596 nt
Organism: Homarus americanus (American lobster)
Lineage: Eukaryota; Metazoa; Arthropoda; Malacostraca; Decapoda; Nephropidae
Exons: 3
Coding region: 63-410 (115 amino acids)
Source: RefSeq, a predicted model, not a curated record